CACUGCCGACCGGAACACCCAGCUGUUUCUCCAUUCAACUCCAUCAUGUCAACCACCACAUUGGAUUUGAGCAAGGUGCCGGCGUCAGAUCCGCCCCCCGGCGUCACAGCCAAUUUUGAGAACCCGGAGAAUCAAAACUACCAGAUCUAUUCUAUCAACAUCGCCCUUUGCUUGACAGGAACGGUGGUCCUGUUGUUGCGCCUGUAUACUCGGAUGUUCCUGCAGAAGACGAUCGCAAUCGACGACUGGUUCUGCAUCUGGGCUCAGAUCUGCGCGUGGAUUUUCGCGAUUCUCGGGAUCGUCAAUAUCGACAACGGGUAUGGCCUUCAUAUCUGGGACCUGCACCUCGACAAGAUCAAGCCGUUCAAGCAGAAUGAUCUGGCCGGCGAGGACGUCUUCGUCGUCGGCAUCUGGCUGGUCAAGACCUCGAUUCUGCUGUUCUUCCUGCGCCUCAGCCCGGAGAAGCGCUUCCGGCAGAUGACCUACGGGAUCAUGAUCUUCGUCGCCGUCUACAACAUGAUCAGUCUGCUCGUCUUCACGCUCGGCUGCAUCCCCGUCCAGGCCAUGUGGGACGUGACGCUGAUGCCGACCGCGCGGUGUGUCGACCAGCUGGCCUUCGUGUAUGCCAAUGCGGCCUUCAACCUGUUCUCGGACAUCAUCACGCUGGCGCUGCCCAUCCGGCUCUGCUGGUCGCUGCAGACCACCCUCAAGCAGAAGGUGCUGCUGAUGAUGGUGUUGAUGAUGGGUUCGUUCGCCUGCGUGAUCGCGAUCGUGCGAAUCGUCACCAUGAUGCCCUUCAUCCACGACGGCGACUUGACCUGGUACAAGGUGACCCUGGCGAAAUGGGCCAUGGUGGAAAUCAACGUGGGCAUCAUCUGCGCGUGCCUCCCCGUGCUCCGGCCGCUGCUGCUGCAACUGGCCCCGCACAUCUUCGGCGGCAGCAAGGUCUCCAGCGCGGGCAAGCCCCGAGGCCACGGCAGCGACGGCAGCGACGAGGCGGUCGGGGCGCGCAAGAAGGUCAUCCGCAACUGGGACUACCUGUCCACCCUGCGCAGCACCGCGGUGCCGGAGACGCAGGACGACGUCGAGGCGAUGCACGAGAUGGUCAAGCACGACGCCGCCCGCGAGCAUGAAUCCGGGAUCCACAUGUCGACGGAUUAUUCGGUCACGAGCAAGCGGGACUGA
This is a messenger RNA of Aspergillus brunneoviolaceus CBS 621.78, 1185 nucleotides long. Its product is annotated as putative integral membrane protein (Pth11). Bases 46 to 1185 code for a protein of 379 amino acids. The transcript is spliced from 6 exons. NCBI's taxonomy places the organism in Eukaryota, Fungi, Ascomycota, Eurotiomycetes, Eurotiales, Aspergillaceae. The record is from RefSeq and is a predicted model, not a curated record.